UCCGAAACGAGCUUUUCAAGCGGGCAGUGGAAAGACAGCUUUUCUCUGGAAGAAUCAACCGGCCAUUAUAAUGCAUUUGAAAUCCAGACCUCUCUUGCCUCGACUUGAGACUUUACAUGUCACCAAAUAAAAGCAUUGACUAGAAUAAAUGAGCAUGCGCGCAAGGCCAAGUUCCAGCUCUCUCCGCGAUGCUGACUCGAGUUUCCAAAACAUGGCAAACUGGAAUCGUAAAGUUUCAUGACCGAUAGCCCCAGAGCUUAGAGUAGAGUCGCAUGGGAUAUCUACAAGUCCAUCAAUAGGCACGAUUUGGCAUGUGAACUACGGCGAAAGAGGCACGAAGGAAUUUGGGAAUAUGCAGCCUCAGUGACUACUGCCAAGAGUAGAAUUGCCCAUGUCCGGGCGUAAAGAUGUGGCACAAAAGGUAGAAAGAAAACAUAAUAUAUGACCGUGAAAAGAAAAGUGAGUCUAUCACGUUGGGAUACGGGAUAUGACAAAGCUGCUCGUGACCCAAUACGAGAUCAAGAUAAAAUCUUUCCCACAUAUCUGCAUCAAUCCAUCUCAUUACAAGCCCAGCGAGGCAGGGCCCAGACCAACUUCUUCGGGCAUUUCAGAACCAUCUUUAACUCGGCUGGGGAAAAUCGAACCCAGCUGAAAUCGCCCAGCAACGCCAAUCUACUCUCGAGCAGAAGCCCCAUGAGAACUCCCUCUCACUCUUACCAUGUGACAGGCUGCCAGGGAGGGAGGGAGGGAUGGAGGGAGGAGGGCGAGGAAAGGUGGAAGGAAAGGGAGUAAAUCUUGUAGAAGAAGUCAAGCGAUGUAAAGGCCUCCAUGGUGUGACUUACCUGGCACUCCGCGAGUAGGUGAGGUGCAGUUAAUGAGCUUGUUGACUUGUAUCUGCAGCAGCAGUGAAGGGAAUUUUAAAGUGCGAGUGAGUGAUCGCCGAGGCUGUUGACUUGAGGCUCAAGCUUUCCGAACAGCAGAGAGAGAGAGAGAGAGAGAGGGAGAUGGAUAUGGUGUAGGGGAAAAUUUGGCCUCCGUCGGAGUCUGAGGUUGCAAGCUGGAGAUUUGGACUGCUGCACUGACUUAUGACCCACUGACUCACACCAUUAUGAUUAUGGGAUGCUUCAACUCGCUCUCGUAGUCGCCGAUUACAACACAACGGCAUGGCCAUACGGACCAAACCUUCAAAGAAGCCCCAAUGAGAAACUCCAAGUGUCAAUGCCCACAGCUGUAAAAAGGCUUGUCACGAGCCGCAUGAUUAAAGCUUCGGGCGAGAGGCCUAAUAGUCUAAGAGGGCAGGGACGCAUGAUUGAAAAACCUAACCCCGUACUGCGCCAUGUCUCGCCGGGGCCGCCCCUCCGUCGCACCCCAUAACUUCUGGCCUUGUGUUGUGGCUCACAAGAUGCAUCCGAGACUCUGAAGACGUCCGCAAAUAAUGAACAAAUCUGCGCUACUAUGAUUAUGUUCCCCUGCCCGAGUCGCCCGUCUUAAAUCUCCUCCCUCCCUCCGCCUCCGUUCCUUCGCUGGGACUUUAUCCUACCCUCCGGCAGGAAAA
Marchantia polymorpha subsp. ruderalis is the source of this 1555-nucleotide messenger RNA. Lineage: Eukaryota; Viridiplantae; Streptophyta; Marchantiopsida; Marchantiales; Marchantiaceae. The record is from the annotation of a GenBank genome assembly.